AUGACAAAAAACACACACCGUUUAACAAAGUACAUCAGGGUAUUAGGUAAACAGAAUCAAUGGAACACCUAUGCUGUUUGUGUUGGUUGUCACGAAAAGUUGGACACAGAUGAAUUAUCAAAAGAAAGCUUUGUUAAUAAAAAACAACAAGUUAAAAGGCACUUAAAACGUUGUAAACAUUUCCUAGAGAAAAUUGGAAGCCAGGAAGAAGUAGAUGAAAUUGUAAAUUUAACAGACAAUGAAAAAGAGAGUCUUGUGAGUAACAAAAGACGAAAAAUUAUUGAAUUAGAUUCAGAAAUGUCAUCAUCUUUUUCGUCAUCAUCACCUUCUUCUCUAAUUGUGGUUAUAUCUUUAUUAUUAUCAGGUCGAAAAACAUUAUCAAAUCGUAUUCUUACAAAUGAAACAACAAAAUUAAAUUCAAUUCGUGACCAAAAAUUAAGUAGUGAUGAGAUUGGUGUUACCUUGGCAUUUGAUGGAUGGAAAAAUGUUUUAAAUCAAAAUUUAUUUGGGUCAUUAUUUAUCACAUCUUUAGGAGAAGUUUUGAUAUGGAAAGCUCUGGAUACAAGCUUUUCGGAUAGUGCCCCUGCUUUUGCUGGAGCAAGACACCAGCUUAGAUUGCAAUAUCCUUCUAUUGUGUUUCUGCCUUGUUUUGCCCACCAAUGUCAAUUGGCAAUUUGUGACAUCUUUAAAGAAUCAUCUGGUUUCAAAGCAUCCUCUGCAAAAGCAAUUACUGUGGCAGGAUUCUUCAAAAAUGGAAACAAUGCCUACUACUUUAUUGGUAAAUUACGUAAUAUACAAAUGGACUUAUAUAAUAAAUAUUAUUCAAUUGUUGUUCCAGGUGAGACAAGAUGGAACAGCCAUUAUUUUUGUUUUAACAGUUUAGUUCAUUCAAAACAAGCUUUAAGGCAUUCACAAGUUGCUAUAGAGCUAAAUCCAAAUGAAUUUUAUUUAAAUUCAACAAUUUGUAAUAUUCUUAUUGACAAUAAUUGGUGGGAAACAAUUGAAACCUUACAGUCUAUCUUGUUACCUUACUGUGGAGUUUUAAAUAAGCUUCAGUGUGAUAAAGCUUGUUUGUUUGAAGUCCUUCAUGCACUGGGUUAUUUUAUUAAUUUUUGGAAUAAUUUUUUUGAUUCAGAAUUAGGUGUAAAAAUGGUUGAAUGUUUUGAAAAACGUUGGAAACAAUGGGAACAGCCACUGUUUCUGCUUUCUUUCAUGCUUCAUCCAAAGUAUCAUUUUGCAUAUUUUAAUUCAAAUGUUGAGAAUUUGUCUUUCACUUAUCUUGGUAAAUACCUGACUUAUUAUUACAAAGCUUGGUUCAACAAAAGACCAACUAGACUUUUAUUGGACUUUGAGGACUAUCGACAAAAAACAGAACCAUUUGAUGAUGAUACAUACAGUCAAUUCAAUGAUGAU
Messenger RNA from Entrophospora sp. SA101, 1413 nucleotides. The record is from the annotation of a GenBank genome assembly. NCBI's taxonomy places the organism in Eukaryota, Fungi, Glomeromycota, Glomeromycetes, Entrophosporales, Entrophosporaceae.